Molecule: messenger RNA, 935 nt
Organism: Acyrthosiphon pisum (pea aphid)
Lineage: Eukaryota; Metazoa; Arthropoda; Insecta; Hemiptera; Aphididae
Exons: 1
Coding region: 474-920 (148 amino acids)
Biological process (GO): arachidonate secretion; phospholipid metabolic process
Molecular function (GO): A2-type glycerophospholipase activity; structural molecule activity
Source: RefSeq, a predicted model, not a curated record
CUAUUAGAUUAUGCCUGGAUCUCGAAAAGUACGAUCGAAUGAUAUUGUGGUUCUCUGUUAUCACGUCGUCGAAUAGGAAAACUGAGUUCGGUAGAGCUUUCUCGGGUGAUAUCACCGUUUCGUUGUCAUUGAAUUUGAAUAAACUAUACCCGGAACGUCGGAUAAAAUCUUAUCCAGCAUGAUAUAUUUGGCCUGAUGUAGUGUUUUCGAAUAAAUAUAUACAUUCUCGAAUUUAAUCCCGUUCUCGUGAACCAACAACGUGAAAAUAAGAUUUCGUUUUCCCGCACCCCGACGGCCCUACAAUCAACGCCCUGAUAGAAUUCGGAAACAACGGCCCAUGCUUAGGCGGUAGCUUCUCGAUAUCACUAUUGCAUAGCGAUAACGGAUCGAUAUUAUCCACUUUGAGUUUUAUGUCUUGCCCGAUGAAUCGCAUUGUAUAAAUACGCGUGCCGAUCGUGCGAUGUGCUCAUAUAAUGUUACCACGUCGGAAGGUCAAGUCCAAUAGCGGUGCGGGUCUGUUGAACACUAUAAUAAAUAGAUUACCAUUCGAAUUACAUUUACCAGGUUAUCAGUACUGCGGACCUGGGACUAAUUUAGAAAAAAGACUUGCUCUCGGACAGACCAGCAUAAACGGUCUAGAUUCCGCGUGUAGAGACCACGAUAUAGCUUACGAGAAAAGUAAUUCUCUCUCCGAACGUAGUGCAGCGGACAGUGUUUUGGAAGAGCGAGCUUGGAGCAGAGUGGGCGCGAAAGACGCCAGUUAUAAGGAAAAAGCUGCCGCGUGGCUUGUAACCACUGGUAUGAAGGCUAAACGUAAAACCGGUGCUGGAUGCGGGUUCGGUAAUAUUGUCGGCGCGUGUAAAAAAGCGAUUAAAAAAUCGAUUAAAACGUGCCCGUCAACGCCGAUAUGGGUAAAUUAAUUAAAUCGGCGGUAU